UGGCCGCGACUGUUCCUACUGCCAGACCAAGUUCUGCGCCCGCUGUGGGGGCCGAGUGUCCCUACGCUCCAACAAGGUUAUGUGGGUAUGUAAUUUGUGCCGAAAACAACAAGAAAUCCUCACUAAAUCUGGAGCAUGGUUCUACAAUAGUGGACCUAAUGUACCGCAGCAACCUGAUCAAAAGGUUCCCAGAGGAGUGAGAAAUGAGGAAGCGCCUCAGGAAAAGAAAGCAAAGCUCCAUGAGCAGGCGCACUUCCCAGGACCCCCAGGUGACUCUGUACCUGCAGUGGAGAGGAGUCGGUCUCACGGGCUCACAAGACAGGAGUCUAUUAAAAACGGGUCAGGGGUGAGGCACCAAGCUGCCAGUGACACCGCUUCUGACAGGAAAAGGAGUCCGUCAGUGUCCAGAGAUCAGAACAGAAGAUACGACCAAAGGGAAGAAAGCGAGGAGUAUUCACAGUAUGCCCCUUCUGAUAGCGCAAUGCCUAGAUCGCCGUCAGAUUAUGCUGAUAGACGAUCUCAACACGAACCUCAGUUUUAUGAAGAACCUGACCAUUUAAAUUACAGGGACUCCAACAGGAGAAGUCACAGGCAUUCCAAAGAAUACACUGUAGAUGAUGAAGAUGUGGAGAGCAGAGACGAAUAUGACAGGCAAAGGAGAGAGGAGGAGUACCAGGCCCGCUACCGCAGCGAUCCAAAUCUGGCUCGUUACCCCGUGAAGCCUCAGCCCUAUGAGGAACAGAUGCGCAUCCACGCCGAGGUGUCCCGUGCGAGGCACGAAAGAAGGCAUAGUGAUGUCUCCUUGGCAAAUGCUGAGCUGGAAGAGUCCAGGGUUUCUCUGCUAAGAAUGGACCGACCAUCAAGGCAGAGGUCUACAUCUGAACGGAGAGCUGCGAUGGAAAAUCAGAGAUCGUAUUCAAUGGAAAGAACUCGAGAGGCUCAGGGACAAAGUUCUUAUCCACAAAGGACCACAAACCAUAGUCCUCCUACCCCUCGCAGGAGUCCAAUACCCCUUGAUAGACCAGACCUGAGGCGCACUGACUCACUAAGGAAGCAGCACCACCUAGACCCCGGCUCUGCUGUACGGAAAACGAAAAGGGAAAAAAUGGAAACAAUGUUGAGGAAUGAUUCCCUCAGUUCGGACCAGUCAGAGUCAGUGAGACCACCCCCACCAAAGCCUCAUAAAUCAAAGAAGGGAGGUAAAAUGCGGCAGGUGUCACUGAGCAGUUCAGAGGAGGAGCUGGCUUCCACACCCGAGUACACAAGCUGUGAUGAUGUUGAGAUUGAAAGUGAGAGUGUAAGUGAGAAAGGGGACAGUCAAAAGGGAAAAAGAAAAACUAGUGAGCAGGCAGUUUUGUCGGACUCUAACACCAGGUCUGAGAGACAAAAGAAAAUGAUGUGCUCUGGUGGCCACUCUUUGGAAGAGGAUUUGGAAUGGUCUGAGCCUCAGAUUAAGGAUUCUGGGGUAGAUACCUGUAGUAGCACAACCCUUAACGAGGAGCAUAGCCAUAGUGAUAAGCACCCCGUGACCUGGCAGCCAUCGAAAGAUGGAGAUCGCUUAAUUGGUCGUAUUUUAUUAAAUAAGCGUCUGAAAGAUGGAAGUGUGCCUCGAGAUUCUGGAGCAAUGCUUGGCUUAAAGGUUGUGGGAGGAAAGAUGACUGAAUCAGGUCGGCUUUGUGCAUUCAUUACCAAAGUAAAAAAGGGAAGUUUAGCUGAUACUGUAGGACAUCUUAGACCAGGUGAUGAGGUGCUGGAAUGGAGUGGGAGGCUGUUGCAAGGAGCCACCUUUGAGGAAGUGUACAACAUCAUUCUUGAAUCCAAACCUGACCCACAAGUGGAGCUUGUGGUUUCAAGACCUAUUGGAGACAUACCUAGAAUACCUGAUAGCACACAUGCACAACUGGAGUCCAGUUCUAGCUCAUUUGAAUCUCAGAAAAUGGAUCGUCCAUCUAUUUCCGUUACCUCUCCCAUGAGUCCCGGCAUGCUGAGGGAUGUUCCACAGUUCCUAUCUGGACAAGUUUCAAGCCAAAGCCUUAGUAGAAGAACACCGCCUUUUGUUCCUAGGGUGCAGAUAAAACUAUGGUUUGACAAGGUUGGUCACCAAUUAAUAGUUACAAUUUUGGGAGCAAAGGACCUUCCUUCCAGGGAAGAUGGGAGGCCAAGGAAUCCUUAUGUUAAAAUUUACUUUCUUCCAGAUAGAAGCGAUAAAAACAAGAGGAGGACAAAAACAGUAAAGAAAACAUCAGAACCUAAAUGGAACCAAACAUUCAUUUAUUCUCCGGUCCAUCGAAGAGAAUUUCGUGAACGAAUGCUGGAAAUUACUCUUUGGGAUCAAGCUAGAGUUCGAGAGGAAGAAAGUGAAUUUUUAGGAGAGAUUUUAAUUGAACUGGAAACAGCAUUGCUGGACGAUGAGCCGCACUGGUACAAACUCCAGACCCAUGACUCCUCUUCCUUGCCCCUCCCCCACCCGUCUCCGUACAUGCCACGAAGACAGCUCCACGGAGAGAGCCCGACGCGGAGACUGCAAAGGUCCAAAAGAAUAAGUGAUAGUGAAAUCUCAGACUAUGACUGUGAUGAUGGAAUUGGUGUAGUAUCGGAUUAUCGACACAAUGGUCGAGAUCUGCAGAGCUCAACAUUAUCAGUGCCAGAACAAGUAAUGUCAUCCAACCAUUGCUCACCAUCAGGGUCUCCUCAUCGAGUAGAUGUUAUAGGAAGGACAAGAUCAUGGUCACCCAGCGUGCCCCCUCCACAGAGUCGGAAUGUGGAACAGGGGCUGCGAGGGACACGCACGACUCCUGGACAUUACAACACGAUUAGCCGAAUGGACAGACAUCGGGUCGUGGAUGAUCAUUACUCUCCAGAGAGAGACAGUCAUUUUCCUACUCUACCUCGCUCCAGAUACAGUCAGAGCAGUGAGCACCACCGCAGGGACUGUGAAGCAGCAGAUAGACAGCCAUAUCACAGAUCCAGAUCAACAGAACAGCGGCCUCUCCCUGAGCGGACCACCGCCCGCUCCAGAUCCACUGAGCGUCCCGACUCAAACCUCAUGAGGUCGAUGCCUUCAUUAAUGACGGGAAGAUCGGCCCCUCCCUCACCUGCCUUAUCGAGAUCACAUCCCCGCACCGGGUCUGUCCAGACAAGCCCGUCAAGUACUCCCUCGGCAGGACGGAGAGGCCGACAGCUUCCACAGCUCCCAGCAAAAGGGACGCUGGAGAGAAAAAAUGGAGUCAAGGAGAUAGAACCUUAUGAAGAAGGAGGAGGUAAAAAGCUGCGGAGCACUGUCCAGAGGAGCACGGAGACCGGGCUGGCUGUGGAGAUGAGGAACUGGAUGACCCGGCAGGCCAGCCGUGAGUCCACCGACGGCAGCAUGAACAGCUACAGUUCGGAAGGAAACCUCAUCUUCCCCGGCGUCCGCCUGGCCUCCGACAGCCAAUUCAGCGACUUCCUGGAUGGCCUCGGCCCUGCCCAGCUGGUGGGCCGCCAGACGCUGGCCACCCCUGCGAUGGGCGACAUCCAGGUGGGAAUGCUGGACAAGAAGGGACAGUUGGAGGUGGAGAUCAUCCGAGCCCGUGGCCUUGUUGUAAAACCAGGUUCCAAGACACUGCCAGCACCCUACGUAAAAGUGUACCUGUUAGAUAACGGAGUCUGCAUAGCCAAAAAGAAAACCAAAGUGGCAAGGAAAACGCUGGAGCCCCUGUACCAGCAGCUGCUGUCCUUCGAGGAGAGCCCACAGGGAAAGGUGUUACAGAUCAUUGUCUGGGGUGAUUACGGCCGAAUGGAUCACAAAUCCUUCAUGGGAGUGGCCCAGAUCCUUCUGGACGAGCUGGAGCUGUCCAACAUGGUGAUCGGGUGGUUCAGACUGUUCCCCCCGUCCUCCCUGGUAGACCCGACUCUGGCCCCUCUGACCAGAAGAGCUUCCCAGUCCUCCCUGGAGAGUUCAGCAGGACCUUCCUACUCUCGUUCAUAGCAGCUGUAAAACUGUUGUCACAGCAACCAGCGUUACAAAAAAAUCCACAGGUCGCAGACCCUGGUAACACUGCAUGCUUACUGUCGUGUCUUCUGAGCCCCUUUCUAGGGAUGCGAAGCGACCCUGUGUUCUCAGAGGAAGUCGCACACAUUGUGCCCUAGCGAAGGUCCUCAGGUGACGAGCAGAGCAGGAAGAGCUAUCAGGUGUGGCAUUCGGUGACACUCGAGCUCUGGUCCAAUCUGAAGCCAUGGAUUAAUCUCAAAGAAUCAGUCAGUUUCAUGCAACAAAAGCCCUUUUCAAUGGCACCUUUCUAUUUUUAUCGUUCCGUUUUCUUCAUUUAUCGGACCCAAAGCCCUGGUAUGCCACAGAAACGGGGCUUCCCAGCCGUGAAGCCAUGUCACAGGCCCAGGAGUGGGGUCCUGGGACGCACCAGGUGAAAAGCAAGAGACCAAAGAAGUGGUUGGGAGCCAGCCGCCCGGGCUCGGCCGGGGCCCGUGGGCAGAGUGGCCCGUCGUGCACCAAUGCCAAGAUGUGUUGGACUCUGAAAACCAAAUUCUGUGGCUACCCUGUACUGAAUGAAAUUAAAGACACUUUUUUGCAUGGACACAGCUGAAUACUUAUUUUCUUGGGGCUGCAACUUGCAAAAAAAAAGAAUAAAAAUCAGCCAUUUUCAACAAUUUAUAUUAUUUUUAAAGAUAAAUUUCACUAGUGCAUGGUUUUAAAACUGGGAGAGAAUGCGGCAGGGUGAUACACAGACACCGUGUUUACUCUUUACCAGAGUCUGUAUUUUGGCAGACAUUACAAAUGGAAAUACUUUCUAGAAGAUACUUAAAAUUCUCUUUAUGUGACAGAUAAAUAUAACAUAUUCACUUUAUUUCCAUGUUCAAUACACAAAUCCUAUGAAGUUCAGUGUGCACACAUUUUUCACAUCUUCCUUCUUUUCCUGUCUCUCUUUUCUUCUUUCUCUUUUGGUCUUUUAUUUUCUUUUUCCCUACCAGAGUGAACCUAAUACUAAAAAUGACAAGUUUUUAAUCUGACUCUUCCGUCCCAUGUUUAAUUCAGAGCUGUGGAUACCUCUAAAUUUGUGAAUUUCCCAAGGGACAGAAGUCAUGUAAGAGCUCUCUUUAUUUCAAGCGUGUUGGAAAGGGCUUUGCAACAUGGCUCAGGAGCACAGAAAAGUUGUCAGCAUGGACUUAACAAAGGAGAUAUUGAACUCUUGCAGUUCAUUGUACAGUGCAUGGUCAUCUUUUUUCAUCUUCAAAAUUCAGUUUACAGGAAAAUCCUAAAGUCAUGUGGCCAUCAUAACUUCUAAUAGAUUUGCUUUAGCACCCGCAUUAUUCAUAUAGGGGUUAAAAUACUGUGUGUUGGAGGUCAUAGGUUUUAUUUGUUUUUUAAUUUGUUGAGGCGGUUUCUUCAGCCGGUUUCCGUUUACUGUGUGAAUACACUGCUAAAACUUGGAGCCCUAAGACACAGGGCAGUUUAUUAAUUCAUAUUUCUGUAGUAAAAUUCAAUUUUUCACAAAUUAUAUUUCUAAAGUAAGAUAGUAGACAUAAAUUUGCAGCAAUUUUAAAGCUCCAAUUUUUAGGUGACUCAGAGAAAGUCACUGUGUCUAUGAAUAGUCCUUUGACGCCAUCACCAAAAGUUUCCAGGCGAAUCCGGAAGUCCGAACCCCUGCCUUUGGUUUCCCAACAGCUCUUGCCGCGGGCGGAGCUGAGAGCCCGGACUUGUCCUCAGUCUCUCUGAGAGGAAGUCACGGGGUAACGUCAUCAACCGCCUGUACUUCCUGGGUUUUAUGUGUGCUUGACAACAUAUUCUUAUGGACUAGUUUCAGUUUCUUGCAAUAAUUGUUGAAAUCCACAGACAUCCCAUUUGUUUAAAUGAAAGCCAUGCACAAAAAUUACUGUUUGUUUGUUUUUUUUUAAUUCAGUGCUGACCAUUGAAAACCAUCAUGCUUGAUAUGGUGCAGAAGAUAAAACGAGUAUCACUAAAAAUGCCUUCUCUUUACGUGGUGCAAUAUGAACUCCACCGAGACCGUGUCUCGACAUUCUAGGUGUGUGAUGGCCCAGGCAAGGUUGGUCAAAGAAAGAAUAAAACUUUAUUGAAACCGUUUCGCCUCCUGUGUACCAGCAACAGUUGAUUUCAUAGACCUAGAGUGUCUAUGCCGCCCCUUAGAAUAAACAUUUACCAUUUUCCUCAUCCCAAGAGGCAGUCACGUGAUCUUUUGUGCGUAUUCCUAUACAAAUUAUUUCUAAUUUUAAUAAGAAGGACAUGACUGUAUGGGAUAUUUGUACAUACUUGUCAUUAUGCAGUAUUUAUUUAAAAGUCGAUGUGUUCUUUUUAAUUUUCACAUGUCUGCACCUCGACUUACGGUUUAGUUGUGUAAAUAGCACUAAGCCAGUGACCACUGCUGCCCUGUACAUAGUCUGUUUUAAUGCAAAGGGAAUUCCAGUUGGAGAUAAAAGGGCAGAUGAGUCCUGUAACAAACACCAACUAAUGUAAAUCAAAUUCAUUCUGGUGAUGGUAUUUAACACUUUAAAUAAAUCAUUUUCUUUAA
Molecule: messenger RNA, 6521 nt
Organism: Chinchilla lanigera (long-tailed chinchilla)
Lineage: Eukaryota; Metazoa; Chordata; Mammalia; Rodentia; Chinchillidae
Gene: Rims2
Product: regulating synaptic membrane exocytosis 2
Exons: 25
Coding region: 80-3967 (1295 amino acids)
Biological process (GO): regulation of synaptic plasticity; regulation of membrane potential; calcium ion-regulated exocytosis of neurotransmitter
Cellular component (GO): presynaptic membrane; cytoskeleton of presynaptic active zone
Molecular function (GO): transmembrane transporter binding; small GTPase binding
Source: RefSeq, a predicted model, not a curated record